AUGACGAUUUGCAAUUUUUAUCUACUAUCCCUAUUAUUAUUAUUAUUACUACUACUAAAUGAUUGCGAGUCGUCAUCGCGACUAGUGGUGCCCGAAUCGGCGCCAAUCGGACACGUGAUCGGCUACGUUGCCGGAAAACCCGAACAAUCGCAAAUUCCGAGAUAUUUUGUCGUGUUUCCCGACGAGCAGACAUCAAAGUUCAUCAAAGUCGACGAGCGAAGCGGCGAAAUCACGACAAUUGCGCAUCUCGACUAUGAGAAGCGCGCGAAAUUUGAGAUUGUGGCGGUGAAAGUUGACAAUGAUGGCGAAACUAUUGAUGUGAGCAUCGAAGUUGAAGAUGAGAAUGAUAAUUCGCCGAGUUUUGCUCACGAGAAUAUCAAGCUCAACAUCUCCGAGUUUGCGCAACUCGGCUCCGCGUUUCCGCUUCCCGUUGUCACCGAUGGCGACGGUCCGAACUACGAUGUCCAUCGAUUUGCGAUUCUCCACGGCAAUGUCAACAAUGUGUUCAAAGUGGUGUCGCGACGCGUCAAUGAUCAACUACAAGCGGACCUCGUCGUCAACGGGCAACUCGACCGCGAGUUUCGCGACAAAUAUGAGUUGGUGGUUGAAGCCGAAGACGGCGGACGACCGCCGCGCGUCGGCCAGUGUCGAGUGCAAAUCGAGAUUCUCGACGCCAACGACAACGCGCCGAUUUUCGAGAAGUCGCGCUAUUCGACGACGAUCGCGGCGAACACGUCGAUCGGCACGACGAUCGUUGUGGUUCGCGCGAGCGACGCCGACAUUGGCGACAACUCGCGCAUUCGAUACGAGAUUCGAAAGACGGCGUCUCCAUCGAACGGCUUCUUCGAGAUAUCGCCGGAGACGGGUGUCGUUCGAAGCGUCGGCCACCUAUUGCCGGCCAGUAUGCACGACGUGAUUGUUGUCGCCACCGAUCACGGAACACCGGCGUUGAGCUCGUCGGCGAUUGUCAGCGUCAGUGUGCUCGGCGCCACGCUGUCGGCGCCGCCGAUCGACGUCAUCUGGUUGGUCGAGUCGAGUUUGAUGGAGAACGCGACGAUCGGUAGUAUUGUGGCGCGCGCGAGCAUCGCCGACGAGUACCGCGACACGCGUUUGAAGCUCAUCGGAUGUCCGGUGAUAUGUCCGCAGCAGACCGACAAAUCGCAUGUCUACCUAUUGCUUCUUUGCGGGAUUCUCGAUCGCGAGACGACCGACGAAUAUCAUAUGAAAUUUGUGUUGGAGAAGGAUGGGCACGUUAUUAUCGAGCAUCCGAUGCUACUCACCAUCGGCGACGUGAAUGACAAUGCUCCUCAAUGGCACAAUCGUCAAAUCCACAUAUCGCUGAAUCGGACGCAAGGCGGCGCUCGAACGCUGACGGCCAAAGAUCCGGACCUCGGCCAGAAUGGAUGGGUACGCUAUUCGGUGUUGGACACGGAUCUCGUUGCGAUCGACAAAGAGACUGGAAGAGUCUACGUCCCGAAAGCGAUCGAUUGCGAUGUGGGUCCUGAGAUCAAAUUUCGGAUACGCGCGGAAGACGGCGGCAAUCCGCCGUUGUUUAGCGAUCUUCAGGUUUUUGCGGAUCUCGUCGAUGCUGAAAGCCAACCGCCGCAAUUUGUGAAGCCGCUUUGGCGUGUCGAGAUUCCCGAGGACACUCCAAUCGGCACUUGUAUUGUCAAGGUGCGUUUAUUUUGA
This is a messenger RNA of Caenorhabditis bovis, 1689 nucleotides long. Lineage: Eukaryota; Metazoa; Nematoda; Chromadorea; Rhabditida; Rhabditidae. The record is from the annotation of a GenBank genome assembly.